UAAACAUUUGGCUCAACAAGCGAGGGCGGGGUUUAAAGUCCCUCCACCUUCCCGAGUCAACAUUCGAAUACGCACUCUCCGCCGCGGCUCCUCCCGCCUACUCGUACGCUAAAACGAGCGCUCAGCCAUAACCGUGCCUAUUUUCUUUUUUUGGUAACUGAAACUAACUGCAAGCAUAGCGUAACCGAAAGGAGAACACGCAGAAAUAACACAUUUCCAACUAAACUAAAGCUAAAAUGUCUUCCCUGAGUAACAAGUCUGCGCAGGAAAUCAGCGAGCUGCUCGAUGAAUACGGGAUAAAGCACGGACCUGUGGUCGAGUCCACCAGAGGUCUGUAUGAGAAGAAGCUGAAAGAGGCCAUGGCCAAAGGCAGAAGAGCUAAACCAUCACCUGACAAAACCUACUACAGAGAGGAGGAGGAGGAAGUCACCUAUGUUUACAGAACACCAACCAGGAGUGAAGCCUUAGGUGACAGUGGGGCUUACAUGAGGUCAAGACCAGAUUAUCAGCCUGAGACUUCUUACUCAAGCUACUCAAGGUCCAACCCUGAAUACAGUGGAAGGGAUUAUGGUAACGAGUAAGUAUUUUGUAUUUAG
Messenger RNA from Archocentrus centrarchus (flier cichlid), 596 nucleotides. Its product is annotated as emerin. The coding region runs from base 237 to 581 and encodes 114 amino acids. NCBI's taxonomy places the organism in Eukaryota, Metazoa, Chordata, Actinopteri, Cichliformes, Cichlidae. The record is from RefSeq and is a predicted model, not a curated record. The transcript is spliced from 6 exons.